This is a messenger RNA of Venturia canescens, 2177 nucleotides long. RefSeq names its product membrane steroid binding protein (gene MSBP). NCBI's taxonomy places the organism in Eukaryota, Metazoa, Arthropoda, Insecta, Hymenoptera, Ichneumonidae. The transcript is spliced from 3 exons. Gene Ontology annotation, cellular component: membrane; endomembrane system; endoplasmic reticulum. The coding region runs from base 196 to 807 and encodes 203 amino acids. The record is from RefSeq and is a predicted model, not a curated record.
CACACGUGUGUGUGUGCGGCGCAUUUUUUUCUCGUGCCUCGAGUCUGCCACGAUUCGCGAUAAUAUAGGAUACGUCGACGGGAAAUAUUCGUAUAUAGAUAUAUAGGGAAAUAGGGGGAAAACAAAAAGAGGUUGGAAAGGAAGGAGAGACGUAGACGUGCUGUGUUGUACAUUGUACAGAAGUCAGUGGUCAAGAUGGCCGAGCACGGUGACGCGCAACCGGUUCCCGGCUCUGAAAAUCCCACCAAUACCGAACAGUCGCAGCAGGAUCUUUUCACCAGUUUUAUCGGUGAAGUCGUCAAAAGCCCUCUCAAUUUAGCUCUGGUUGGUGUUAUUGCCUUUCUAGUUUAUCAGAUCUUUCGUAGUAAAACCAAAACCGAAACACCGGCACCGAUUAUUAAAAAAUUGCCCAAAUUGAGGCGCGAUUUUACCGUCGAGGAAUUGAAGAAAUAUGAUGGCAGAGGACCGGACGGAAGGAUCCUCGUCGCCGUCAAUGGCAGCGUUUACGACGCCACAAGAGGAGCCAGAUUCUAUGGACCCGAUGGACCUUACGCUGCGUUUGGAGGACGUGACGCGAGCCGAGGCCUCGCAACAUUUUCGGUUGUUCCCGGCAAGGAUGAGUACGACGACCUCAGCGAUCUGAACACAGCCGAGAUGAAUUCGAUCCUCGAAUGGGAAGAGCAAUUCAAAGAAAGGUACGAUUAUGUUGGAAAGCUGUUGAAACCGGGCGAGGCGCCAACAAAUUAUUCAGACGAAGAGGACGAGGGAAGUCAGCAGGAGACGGAAACAAAAUCAAAAGACGAUUGACCGAGAAAAGCAUGGAUCGUGGGUGAAACGAGAGAAGAAAGAACGUGAAACGGGACGACGAUAAAUGACGAAUAUUUCAUGAAGAAAUCGAUGAUUGAUUCGCAUUAUCGUGUUAUAAAGUCGAACAAGGAUCAUGAACUCGCUCGUUUGGCAAAAAAGAAAUGUUCGACAUUGAAAAUGUCUAUUAAUAUUAAGAAAUAUAUUAAAUGUUUCGGAGUUUGGGAUAUUUAGGGCGUAGAGACUUGAUUCGAGGCGAUUCAGUUUCGUAUGGAAACGGACUUCCUCGUUCCUAAAAUUAUAAUGGUUUUUUAUAUGUGUACAAAACGAAUUUUCUAUGAUCCUCCAUUGAAAGACACCCUGUGGUUUUAAUAAAACAAAAAUCACGUACACGAAAAGAAAUGACCACACGUGCAAUUGUGGCGUCAAGAUUUGGUCCUAAAUGCAAACAACUGAAACUUAUGUGGUAGAUUGUUUUUUGUUGAAGCUUUUUCUAUUCUCUCCCUGAAGCUACUAUGAAUUCCUUAAUGACGCUAAAUACACCGAACACACCUCUUGGUUGCUUAUGAUAAAUAUGAUGAAAUUUAAAAACAAAACCUAGUCUAAUUGGUUUACUUUACUAUUGGUAACUAUUGGUAAGCCCCGUAACGAAUUUUAAAAACUACGCGCCUAAUGAAUUUUUGUUUUGUUUCUGUAAAUAUAUAUAGAAGGAUUUUAAAUAUUACCCACUGAAAAGUGAUCACUUCUAUGUUUACAAAUUUUACAUAACUAAUAUUUAGUCUCCGCGAAACUUUUAUACCGAUCGGAGUUUUCAACACUUCAAUCGACAUUAUUUUUCGCAUUUUUUAAAAAUUUUUCAACUUUUCAUAUGCAAUGAAAACAAGAAAUUUUUUUAUUCUUUGGAUAAUCAACUGGAUUCGUAAUAUGAAUAAUCAUUGAUUUAUAUCGCUAUUUUUAUAUAAAAUUAAUAAAGAAUGAUUCUGUGAAGGUUAUAUGACGAAAAAAAAACCAAGAAAUAAAAUAAAACGUGAGAUUUCGGAAACUGCUUGAAAAAAUUCUCAUUUUGGUUGUGACAGUAGCUGUUCGAGGCUUUGAACAUUAGUAUUGAUCGUUUUGUGCGAUAAUUACGAUUCAAACUUGCGUUUUCCGAACAACAUUCUUGAGACGACUUCAGGGGAUGUAACAACCCUAUUUGUAAAUCCUCGCGGCACAGAUAACGUAUUUUAAUCGUUCGCUUACAUAUGAUACAUAAAGUAUGAACCCGAUGCUUCGUUUGUUUAGAAUUCCUAUAUAAGAGAGGCUUCCAUUAAUGUGAUUAGCAAAUCAAGUGAAAAUUUGAUCAUAAAAGACUAAAAAACAUAUAUUCAACUCGA